CGUCACGGUUAUCUAACGUCAGCGUUCGUAGGUGGGGCAUGAACGUUGUGCAGUAACAGUGCUACAUCGGGUGCAACUGCGUCCGCUAAAAUCUCUGAUAUCACGAACAGAGCGCAGUUUGUAUUGUUCCUCGAGCUCGUGUAAUACAGCCUCCCUUGAAUCGGAAUAAAGAAUACGCCAUAACAUGGAAAUCUCGGCAGCUUCGCUGCUGACCAUCUUCUUGGCGGCUACUACUGUCACGGAUGGCGUGCCCACAAGUACUGUUUCGAUUUCACCUACUAUUACGGAGUUUGUUCGCAAUGAAGCGAAUGCGAUAACUACCGAAUCUGUGAAGUCGACGACGCAGAGCAAAUUUAUAGAUUAUGCCAGACCUUUCUCGAAUAUAAAGAAUAUAUUGAUGCAGGAGAUUCGCACUUUAGACAAAGAUGUUUCCGAUGUCAAGAUUCAGGAAGAGGUAGCAGAGACCUUGAAGGCUGAAGCGCAAAGAGACCAUACAGAUUUGCGAAUCAAAACGACUGCUAAACCGAGCAACUUAACGACAAAGAAAGUGAAACUUGCGACGGAGAAUAAAGAAUUCAAGAAAUUCGACAAUGCAAUCUAUGACGAGGAAUUAAAUGAAAACGACGAGGAGGACUACUACGAUGAAGACGGGGAUACGGAGCUCGACGACGAUGACGAAGAAGUCAUGACGCAGUGUCCUGAUUAUUGCAAAUGCGCAGGGCAAUACGCCGCCGCAAUGACUGCCACAUGCACCAAAUUAGUGGAUGAACAAGCCUUCGGACCAGGCAUUGCGCAUCUGCGAAUCGAAAACGCCCCCCCGAUUCAAUUAGGACCGAAUGCCCUGCGAGCUCGCGGUCUCCAGCAAUUGGAGUCCAUUGCCAUCGUCGACACGCAGAUAGACGAGCUAGAUCGUACUGCAUUUAACGGCAUCACAUAUCUGUUUGCGGUGAACUUGACGCGCAAUGGCCUUCACGAUAUCCAUCCGAAUACCUUCCAGAACAACACGCAGCUCAGUUUACUCACAAUCUCCGGUAACAUGUUGAAACACAUGCACGACGUACAUACGAAGCCGACAAAGCACUACCUGUUGCAUGCAUCAUCAAUCAAUGAUUUCGAUUUCUCGAACAACGGUAUAAUACGACUGAAACGCACCGCCUUUUCCAAGAUGCAAAGCCUCAGUUACAUCAAUCUGCGCGGCAAUAGAUUGAGAGAAAUCGAUAGCGCGAUCUUUGACUCGCUGGACUCGCUCAUGGAAGUAGACCUCUCGGAUAAUACUCUGAAUGAGCUUCCGCUCGAUCUGUUCAUUGGCAAAGAAAUACAAACUCUUCGUGUCGCUGGAAAUAAUCUAUCGACGUUGGCCACCAUAAGUGCUUCAAAACUGACGACGCUUGACGCUUCGAGGAACAAGAUCAGAGUAAUCGCCAAAGAGGAUUUGAAUGGCGUACCAUUAUUGGACACACUAUAUAUCAAAUCGAACAAUCUGAAAAGGAUUCACCAACACGCUUUCAGCGAUCUCGAUCAAUUGCGACAUCUUGAUAUCAGUGACAACAAGCUCUCCUCGUUAACGGAGCAUCAUUUCAAAGAUAAUCCGAGAUUACAGGUUCUGCUGAUGAAUGAUAAUCCCACUUUACAAACUUUACCAGUUUUCAAAACUUACGGCUUGGUAUACGAUACAUUUAGCGUCUUCCGUUUUGAAUGCGCGAAUUGUGGCCUGGAUAAUCUCAAACCGGGCACAUUUGACGAAAUGCCGGCGAUAACUCGAUUGAAUCUCGCGAAGAAUCGUCUAAGCAGUUUGCCUAUAGGACUCCUGGAACGCCUCUCGUCCCUACGAGAAUUGGAUCUCUCCGAUAAUAUCAUCUCUACUCUGCAACCGGGAAUGUUCCACGGUGCCGAGAGUUUGAACAAGCUGAGUCUCGCGCAUAAUCCAUUGACUACACUGCAAGUGACGCCGUUCUUGAAUACACCAGGACUUGUGAAACUGGACGUGAGUCGUUGCAACCUCGAACGUGUUUGGAGCGAAGCUAGAGUACCGUUGAAAAGUCUUCGAUUCCUGUCGGUUCGCGGUAAUCUUUUACAACGAAUCACUGUCGAAGAACUUAGAGCUACGCCAAAACUGUCGGGUCUAGAUUUAUCGCACAAUCCUCUAAAUUGUGACGAGGAAUUUAAUCAAGCUCUGCAAUGGCUCACCGAUCGCGGUGUUACACCGACGGAGACACUUGGAUAUGUCAAUGAUUUUGCUGAUGUUGACGACGACGCCGAUUCGAAGGGCAUCAGUCAAUGGACAGAUUUGGCAAAGAUAGCUUGUGAGGGAAUCGAGGAUGGUCCACCACCUAGACAGGCUCCUGGCAAAAACAUACAACCAAAGGACGUUUUUCUCGACAUCCCAGAUGACUCCGAUUCUCUACUCACACUCACAAACGAGCUCGAUAAGGACGAGGAGCUUCUCAAGCUGAACAUUGAUCAUGGUAUACAUGCCGAUGACCCGCGAUUCUUGGAAGAUCAGGAGUACGACGAGGACUUCAGGAUCACCACGGAAUAUCACUCUUGGUACAACUUGAGACCUGGCUUCAAAAUCUGGCUAGUUUCCGGUACUGUCUUGUUCGUUUUGGUCGUGUUCCUGUUGGUAGCGCGCAUCGCUUGCUGUUUGGCGAACAAACGAGGACGUGGCCCCGUUCUCAGGCCGCCUAUGAUCCUUCGUCAAGGUCUGGUCGACAAUAAGAAUUGCGGUUUGGUCUACAAACCCCUGCAGGAAGAAAUAGCCACACCUCACAUGCCGAAACGAGGUAGCUUCUACUCCAGCAGCACCUUCCAUUACGAUAAAAUCGUGCCAGAGAGUGUAUAAAGAAAAAGUGUUUCCUGAUUAAUUAAGUGAUCAAUUACGAAGCGACCGACCGAUGUGAUUCAUCUUAACCGCCGAAAACUACUUUGCGUCGCUUUCGCAAAUCAAGAGAUAUUCUUUACAGACUGUUAUUGGUUGAACGACGAAGUCGAUACGAGAAGAGGAAAAAGCGAUUUUUUUCUCGCAAAAAUAUGUAUUAAUUACGGUUUCCAAUUAGAACAAAAUUAGGCAGACUCUUCUCUGUUUGAUCAUAGGUAACAAUAUACAUACAUAUGAUCUUAUCAGUAAGUUUUCAUUUCUAUUGAAAAGAUAUCAAAAUCAAAACAAAUAUAACUGUCAGCAUUUAAUUAGACCUUGUAAAAAUGUAUACGAUUUAUCGAAAUGCAUCUUGUUUUUGAGCUUUAUCACGUUUUCAAAGUUUACAAAAAUAGCGAUUAAUAUAUAAGUACGUUUAUUAUCGUUAUUAACGCAAAGACGAUGCCUGAUAGAAGUAAUAAUUUAGAUAUAAGCUGCAAUGCUAUAUCUUACAAUCAGUUCAGAACAUGAAUCCCUUUAUAUGUAUAUGGAAAUGAUAGCAAAGUACUUAUUAUUUAUAGAUUUUAUUUAAAGCUUAUAACUUUACUCGUCGCUUAAGCAGCGAUCAGGCGAAUUUCAAGGUUUAAUUUAAAUUUUUUUAAACGGUACUGCUUGUUUAUAGAAAGAUAUAAGCCAAUACAGAAAUUAUAAAGGUAUAACUUAAUAAUAUUGAUAUUGAAAAUUAAUGUAGAAAAUUUGAGCAAAAAUGUGUCAAUUGGUGAUCGAUGAUGGAUGAAUGAGGGAACUAUGCGUAUGAUAAAUGCAAAAUUUUAUACAAAACAAGAUAAAACAGAGCUUUUUUUAAGAUAUCCAAUCAAAGUGAUAUAUGCCAAUACAGUACCACGUAACACUACCAUAAAUAAUUAUAGUUUUCAAUUACUUAUGGUGACAAUAUUUUUAUCCGGCGGAGGUCCGUAAACUUACAUACGACAUUAACAUUUUGCAAAAUGUUGUGUCGCUGCGCAAAUAUUAUUAUACACUAUUAUAUAUAUGUUGUAAAUAACAUUUGUAAUAAUAAAAAAAUAUCGUUUUAAUAAAAUAUUAAGUAAAAUUAA
Formica exsecta is the source of this 3969-nucleotide messenger RNA. RefSeq names its product insulin-like growth factor-binding protein complex acid labile subunit (gene Gp150). The transcript has 9 exons. Gene Ontology annotation, molecular function: protein binding. The coding region runs from base 185 to 2842 and encodes 885 amino acids. The record is from RefSeq and is a predicted model, not a curated record. Lineage: Eukaryota; Metazoa; Arthropoda; Insecta; Hymenoptera; Formicidae.